AAACGUCACGCUGACAAGAGUACAAAGUUAGAAAAAGUUAGAAACAUAAGCAGAGCACGGGGAACGCAUUCGUUUUCCCAGUUGUGUUGUAAGCUUCAAAAUAAUUUGGCAGCUGGAUUGACCGUAAAUUAGUAACUUACCCAGGCAAGGCACGCGAUUAAAUUCCAAAAUGAGCGACGAUUACUUAAGGAAACCAUUUUCACUAGCGCCCGCACCAGCCGUCGAUGAUCCACAAUCUUCAGCAUCAGCAAACUACACACCAGCCACAAGCACAUUCAGCAGUGCUCCAGUCUCGCCGUACCUCAACUAUGAUUCACGAUUCUUGCGGCAAGCGCAGCCCGAGUUCAUAUUCCCCGAGGGAGCUAACAAGCAGCGAGGCCGUUUUGAGUUGGCCUUCUCUCAGAUAGGCACAUCUGUAAUGAUUGGCGGUGGCAUUGGUGGACUGGCGGGCGUCUACAAUGGCUUUAAAGUUACAAACGCGCUAAAUCAGACGGGGAAGCUGCGACGCACGCAGUUGAUCAAUCACGUUAUGAAACAGGGUUCAGGUACGGCAAAUACCUUGGGAACGUUAGCUGUGCUUUACUCGGCGUGUGGAGUGUUGCUGCAGUAUGUGCGUGAUCAGGAUGACAACAUAAAUACUGUAAUAGCUGGUACUGCUACUGGACUGUUAUACAAAUCAACAGCUGGCCUGCGAAAGUGUGCCCUGGGCGGCGCUAUUGGUUUGGGCAUCUCUUCGCUCUAUUGCUUAUAUCUGCUGUCACAAGAGAGCAACAACAACACAAACUCAAGUCCUAAAUUCCUGUAGGUGGGUGAGACGACGGCCUAGCUUUUUAUAUACGAUUGAACAGCUGUAGUAACUGCCGCCAAUCGCUGCGAUCAAUGCCCAAUGGCUGACGGCGGACUUCCACUACAUACCCUAAUGCAAUGUGUGUGUGUGUGUAGUUGUCGUUUCGAUGCGCUUUACCGUCAAAUAUAUAGUUUUGUUUUAUAUUAUAAAUACAUAUAUAUUUAGAAUUAUCUGGACACUA
Molecule: messenger RNA, 1028 nt
Organism: Drosophila albomicans
Lineage: Eukaryota; Metazoa; Arthropoda; Insecta; Diptera; Drosophilidae
Gene: Tim23
Product: mitochondrial import inner membrane translocase subunit Tim23
Exons: 4
Coding region: 170-805 (211 amino acids)
Biological process (GO): protein import into mitochondrial matrix
Cellular component (GO): mitochondrial inner membrane; TIM23 mitochondrial import inner membrane translocase complex
Molecular function (GO): transmembrane protein transporter activity
Source: RefSeq, a predicted model, not a curated record